AUUAAUUAUGAUAACAAGUUUUUAUAUGUAUAAGAAAUAAACAAUAUAAUUGUUUUAAUGCAGGAGCAAUCACGGACAAACAAGGCUGCUAGACAGAAGCAGCCUUACAAUCAUAGUAGCGGGUCCAAGUCGUUUCUACAACGACAGCAUGAGCUCGCUGAAAGAAGAGGGCAGCCGGUCGAUCGUGUGGAAUUGUUCCGGGAAACACACGUUCGAGCUGGGACAUUCGUGUCGCAAGCCGCCGAGGAUGCGCAUAAUCAAAUGCUGGAACUCCAAUCCCAGCCUAUCCCAGAGGGUAGUCAGCCACUCUCUGAGGAUGAGAUAUGCGAUCAGGUGUUGGGUAGACGACCAGGCUACUCAAAAGGCCUUGGUUGGGGACCCAAGCCGAAGACCCGCAGAACGGCAAGUGCAAGCAGUUCGUCGACAUCUUGUUCGCAGUCCACACAAAAAGAGAUUGAAUUACAAGCUAAACUUAAUGAAGCUUUGGAACGGAUUGAAGUACAAGAUAGAAAUCACCAAGCAUUAGCUUCACAAGUGGAAGCUAUGAAAAAGAUGAUUGAAGACCUAACUCGUGCACAACAGGGACCACCACAUGAUCCCUAGCUUCAUUAUGUUUAUGUUUUUUCUAUAUUGAGAACUAUAUUUUGUUGUAGUCAACUUAUUCGUAUUAUUAAUUUUAAUUCUAUUUUUUUAA
This is a messenger RNA of Cucumis melo (muskmelon), 694 nucleotides long. RefSeq lists its product as uncharacterized. The record is from RefSeq and is a predicted model, not a curated record. The coding region runs from base 58 to 603 and encodes 181 amino acids. The transcript is spliced from 2 exons. Lineage: Eukaryota; Viridiplantae; Streptophyta; Magnoliopsida; Cucurbitales; Cucurbitaceae.